AACAAUCAAAAUCGAAAUCGAGGAAGAACAUCAAAAGGGCAGCAGCUAGUUUCUGUCACACCCUUGCAUUUUUAGUGAAAAAAUUCUGUGAAUCCGGCUCGAAAGUGACCCAAAUUGUCCUCCAAGUGUGGUUCAGGUGCAGUGAAACAACGUACGGGUGAAAUUCGUACGAAUUUUGCGUGCUCGAAGUGGAAAUUUGUCGAUUGAAAAUUGUGUUCCUGUUUCACAAUUUGCUUCGUUUCUUUUUCUUUGCUGCCUGGCCUGCUGGCAACCCAGGUGGCAAAGUUGCGGGGUGUUGAACGAAGCAAAUAAAGCAGCAGCGCGUUUGUAGGUGUGAGCUUUGCGUUUAUUGCUGGAAGGUAAUAUUGUAGGAGGGUGACGGUCGUGCAGUUGGGUUUAGUGACUCAUCCAAGGAAGGGGGACAGCUUAAUCAACAAUGGGAACAUUGUCGGAUUUUGGGCAAGUGGCUCUCAAAUGGGACCCGAAAAAUCUGGAGAUACGUACGAUGUCGGUGGAGAAAACACUGGAACCGUUGGUUCUGCAGGUGACUACUCUGGUCAAUACCAAGGGACCAAGCAAGAAGAAGAAAGGUAAAUCCAAGCGCGCUAGCGCAUUGGUUGCGGCCGUCGAGAAAGCCACAGAUAUUUUCAUCGAAAGAGGGGAACAGAUUGCGUAUGAAAAUCCGGAUAUCACCCAAGAGAUGCUAUCGGCAGUGGAUGAAGUGCGCAAGACUGGCUCGCAGAUGAGUAUUGCUGCUCGUGAGUUUUCCGAAGAUCCGUGUAGUUCGUUGAAACGUGGAAAUAUGGUUCGUGCGGCCAGGAAUUUGCUGUCGGCCGUCACACGCUUGCUGAUCCUGGCCGACAUGGUCGAUGUGCAUCUGUUGUUGAAGUCGUUGCACGUUGUUGAGGAUGAUCUGGAUAAACUGCGCAAUGCAUCCUCGCAGGACGAGCUGAUGAAUAACAUGCGCCAGUUUGGUCGGAAUGCUAAUGAACUAAUCAAACAGGCAGCCAAACGGCAACAGGAGCUGAAGGAUCCUCAGCUGCGGGAUGAUUUGGCCGCAGCUCGGGCUGUGUUGAAGAAACAUUCAACGAUGCUGUUGACUGCUUCCAAAGUUUAUGUGCGCCACCCGGAACUGGAUCUGGCCAAGGUUAACCGGGAUCACAUUUUGAAGCAGGUUUGCGAGGCCGUCAACACAAUCAGCGAUGUUGCGCAGGGCAAGGCAACAUCUCCUCAGGAUAUUUACGUGGGAGCCGGGGAGCUAGCCGCAGCUUUGGAUGAUUUUGACGAGGGAAUCAUAAUGGAUCCACUCGCGUACAAUGAGGUGCGUUCUAGACCUUCAUUGGAGGAGCGCUUGGAGAGUAUAAUCAGUGCGGCUGCUUUGAUGGCUGAUGCGGACUGUACCCGGGAUGAGCGCCGCGAGAGAAUCGUUGCCGAGUGUAAUGCCGUGCGACAGGCGUUGCAAGAUUUGCUGUCGGAGUACAUGUCUAAUAUGGGAACCAAGGAGCGUACUCCGGAGCUAGAGCGAGCUAUCGGGCAGAUGUACCGUAAGACUAAGGAUCUUCGUCGACAGCUGCGCAAAGCGGUCGUGGAUCAUGUUUCGGAUUCGUUUCUGGAAACAAAUAUGCCACUGCUGGAUCUGAUCGAUUCUGCCCGUUCUGGCAACGAGAAGAAAGUUCACGAGAGAGCGGAAACGUUCACGAAACACGCGGAGAAAUUGGUCGAAGUGGCCAAUUUAGUUUGCAGCAUGUCGAACAAUGAGGACGGCGUUAAGAUGGUUCGUUAUGCGGCUGCCCAGAUCGAAACACUGUGCCCUCAGGUCAUCAAUGCCGCGUUGAUACUUUGCGCACGACCCAACUCGAAGGUCGCACAGGAAAAUAUGGAAGCUUACCGGCAGGCCUGGGAGAACCAGGUGCGUAUACUAACUGAGGCAGUCGAUGACAUUACAACGAUCGAUGACUUCCUGGCCGUUUCCGAGAAUCACAUUCUGGAAGAUGUGAACAAAUGCGUACUGGCACUACAGGAAGGCGAUGCGUUGGAUUUACGAAACACUGCGGGCGCUAUCCAGGGACGAUCGGCUCGCGUCUGCAAUGUGGUCGAAGCUGAAAUGGAUAAUUACGAGCCGUGUAUCUACACUAAGCGGGUGCUGGAAGCGGUCAAGGUUUUGCGUGAUCAGGUGAUGUCCAAAUUUGCCCAGCGGGUCGACGUUGCCGUCGAUGCGCUUUCUUCGAACUCGGCCAAGGAUGUGGAUGAGAAUGACUUUAUCGAUGCGAGCCGGCUUGUGUACGAUGGUGUACGCGAGAUACGGCGAGCUGUGCUGAUGAAUAGGAGCUCCGAUGAAUUGGAUACUGACACCGAAUUCGAACCCGUUGAAGAUAUGACGGUUGAGACGAGAAGUAGAUCAAGCGCACACACAGGCGAUCAAACCAUUGACGAGUAUCCGGAUAUUAGUGGAAUUACCACAGCUAGAGAAGCGAUGCGCAAGAUGAACGAGGAGGAUAAGCAGAAGAUCAUGCAACAGGUCGAGUUGUUCCGUCGGGAGAAACUUACGUUCGAUUCGGAAGUGGCCAAAUGGGACGACACCGGCAACGAUAUCAUCUAUCUAGCCAAGCACAUGUGUAUGAUCAUGAUGGAGAUGACGGACUUCACACGUGGUCGUGGUCCGCUCAAAACAACCAUGGAUGUGAUCAACGCGGCCAAAAAGAUCUCCGAGGCGGGCACCAAGCUGGACAAGCUGACUCGCGAGAUCGCCGACCAGUGUCCGGAGAGUUCGACCAAGAAGGAUCUGCUGGCUUACCUGCAGCGUAUCGCACUGUACUGCCACCAGAUUCAGAUCACGUCCAAAGUGAAGGCCGACGUGCAAAACAUCAGCGGCGAGCUGAUCGUUUCCGGGGUAAUUCUGGACAGUGCCACCUCGCUCAUACAGGCGGCCAAGAAUCUGAUGAAUGCCGUGGUUUACACGGUCAAAUACUCCUACGUUGCCUCCACCAAAUACACCCGACAGGGAACGGUUUCGUCGCCGAUCGUAGUCUGGAAAAUGAAAGCCCCCGAGAAGAAACCGCUGGUUCGCCCGGAAAAACCGGAGGAGGUCCGUGCCAAGGUUCGACGCGCCUCACAGAAGAAAGCACAAAAUCCCGUACAUGCACUCUCGGAGUUCCAGAGCCCGACGGAUGCGGUCUAAGAUGUAUCGGUUAAUGGUAGUAGUAGUACAGUGUAAUAGAACAUAUAAUAUGAUACGAAAAUACGCGUACCACCCUAAAGUUUAACUUUUUUACUCUCGUCGGUUGAGUAUUGGCAGAAAUAUGAAAUAGAAGUCAGAUGUAAGAAUCUAUUCCAAAUAUAAAUUUUAUUUAUGCUUUUUACUAUAUUUUUACUGCCUGUUUUAUCGAGUACAGCGGGAUGGCCGGAAGGAAAGAUUAUGUACUUUAAGGUUAUAUCUGUAUCGAAAAGAAAAACAACACUGCACUAGAGUUUAGCUCUCAGAAUUAUGCAUCCCCGUUUUUAGCAAGUGCGUAUUAGAAUGUCAACGGGUUUAAUCAUUUUUAUUUCUCAUUGCAUAUUUAUAUUUAUUUCUCUUACCCUGCAGUGAAUCUUGUACCAGCAUUGGUGUUGAUCAGUAUUCUAAGAAAUCUAAACAUAACAUCGAUAGUCCCUAAACGACGGCGGAGUGAAUCUUUCCAGAAUGAUGCAUUUUAAUGUUGAAAAAUUUGCCGAAUUUAUCUGCUAAUGCAAUGAACUAUAUUAAUAAACGUGGAAAACUAGACGAAACAAAAAAGACAGCAGAAGCUCAACUAUUAAUCUAUAACCAAGCAGCGUUUCAAUGUUAUAAAGUAUGAACAAACAAAAAAGCUGAAGUAAACGGUUAAUUUUAACUCUGAAAUUGCACACAAUUGAAGCAUAUUUAAUAAUGAAAGACAUAUGUAAUAUCUCAAAA
Messenger RNA from Topomyia yanbarensis, 3931 nucleotides. It is a transcript of the gene alpha-Cat, whose product is annotated as catenin alpha. Gene Ontology annotation, cellular component: actin cytoskeleton; adherens junction; catenin complex. Gene Ontology annotation, biological process: cell-cell adhesion; cell migration. The record is from RefSeq and is a predicted model, not a curated record. Gene Ontology annotation, molecular function: beta-catenin binding; structural molecule activity; actin filament binding. Bases 437 to 3178 code for a protein of 913 amino acids. NCBI's taxonomy places the organism in Eukaryota, Metazoa, Arthropoda, Insecta, Diptera, Culicidae. The transcript has 9 exons.